Molecule: messenger RNA, 3696 nt
Organism: Tyto alba (common barn owl)
Lineage: Eukaryota; Metazoa; Chordata; Aves; Strigiformes; Tytonidae
Gene: AMER1
Product: APC membrane recruitment protein 1
Exons: 1
Coding region: 66-3371 (1101 amino acids)
Biological process (GO): regulation of canonical Wnt signaling pathway
Cellular component (GO): plasma membrane
Molecular function (GO): beta-catenin binding; phosphatidylinositol-4,5-bisphosphate binding
Source: RefSeq, a predicted model, not a curated record
CUGUCGUGCUUCCGUCGCGGCGCCCGGAAGAGGACUCUGCUACCAAAGUCAUCGUUUCCAGCUAGAUGCACCCGAACCGACCUCCUGCCAUGGAAACGGGCUGCCCGGAGGAGCUCGCCCGCACCAGGUCGCAACCGGUGGCCUGCGGGCAGCGGGAGGAGAACGGCGACCGGCUGCCCGAGCCCGGCAACGCCUCCGUCGCGGCUGCGGAACCGCAGCCGCCGCCCCCCGGCAAGCUGAAAAAAACUGCUUUCAAACUCUUCGGAGGGAAGAGGAGCAUCUGUACGCUGCCCAGUUUCUUUGGAGGCAGAAGCAAAGGGCAGGGGAAAGUCGCCUCGAAGAAGGGCCUCGUUAAAUGUAAGACCCACGACGGGCUCAGCGGUGCUGCGCACGACAAGGGCGGCGGGGCGCAGCUGGAGAGCCCUUCGGAGGGGAGCAGGGACUCCCAUCCCGGCCCUUUGCCCAGCUCCCAAAGCGCUCACUUGCCCAUAGACACCAGCGCCAAGCUUGAUUUCGGCCAGCAAGACGGCUCUCCACCUGGGAGUAUGGAGGGCUGCGAGAAAAAGCCCAGCGGAGAGAAGUCCUCCUUCCCCAGACCCAAAAAAGGCCUGAAAGGGUUUUUUAACAGCAUCCGGCGUCACCGGAAGAGCAAGGUUGCUGAGUGUGAGAAGGCAGAGCUCCCCGAGUGGACCGGGGGGUCGGAGGAGGCCAGCAAAGCUCCUGGUGUGGGAGCGGAGAGCCGAGGGGCCGCGGAGGGAAGGGGGCCGGGGCCGGUCCCUCUCGCUGCCGCCUGCCCGGGGAGCUCGGAGGAUGAGCGCGCGGCGGGCGCCGGCGGCGAGGCUGCCGAGCUCGGCUGCCUCACGGCCGACGGAGGCAGCUCCGAGGGCGACGCGGUGGCGGUGCCGGGGAAGAGGGACGCUCUGGAUGCGAAAUCGGAGGCCGACGCUGUCGACUGCGCGGGGUUCGACCGUGGCGAUCUGGUGCUGGCCUUUCAUCCGGACUUGGUGGACAACGACCCGCCCUGCCUGCACUCCGGGGACCUGCUAAGCAUCAUGUUAGGAGACGUCACGUCGCUGAAGAGCUUCGAUUCCCUGACGGGGUGUGGAGAUGACAUCGCCGAGCCUGACAUCGCCGAGAGCACCAUCUCUGUGGAGCGCAGCCGGGACGCUACGAAACGGGGCUCCUGCCUGGUCACCUACCAGGGCGGUGGGGAGGAGAUGGCCAUACCCGAGGAGGCGGAGGAGUACCUCCACCAGAUAUGGAACGGCAACGCGGCGGGGGACAGGAGCUACGGAGCCCGGGUGUCGAGUAGCAGUUUGGAGACACGCGCCUUGCACGAGGCGGAAACCCACCCCUACGUGGGGGACACGAUGGACGGCGUUGACCUCCUGACGCCACAGAGUGACCAGCAAGAGUCAGCCCCCAACAGCGACGAGGGUUAUUACGACUCCACCACGCCGGGGCCAGAAGAUGAAGCUGGAGAUGGGCUCAGCGAGAUCAAGAAGGACCGUCUUCCCAGAGACAGUUACAGCGGUGAUGCACUUUAUGAGUUUGAUGCGCUGAUGAGUCCCUCUCACGGGGAGGAAUCCCUGUUUGAGAGCAAAAUCUCACGCCCGGGGAUCUUCAGCUACUUCUUGGACUUCUGUCUCCCUGCUGAGAAGAGCCUGAUCCAGAUGAUGGAUCAGAAAAGAGGGGUGAUGGAAACGGAAGAAGAGCGGCUGGCGGCCAUUCAGAAAGAGCUGCUCUACUGGGAGCUGCAGAGGGAACCGGUCUUGAAGCGACUUGAUGUUCCCGGCAAGGAGAAGUGUCCCCGGGAAAAGCAGUGUGUUGAAUGUAAAACUAGAGCAGCCAGCUCAACUGGCAAGAAUCAGAGUGGCCUUGGUAGUGAGCAGGUGGCCUCGCUCGCCCCAAACAGGGGUGUGAAUAGUGGGGGUUUGGUGGCUAGAGCUGAAAAUCCAGAGUGGAGGGAUUUUCCAGGGACUCUGUGCCCAGAAAACUGUUACAGCAGCCAAAAAGCCCAAGGAAGUUGCCUUAUCCAGCUCACGAAGAACAACCCGGCGUUCGACUCGGACCCGGAUUGUGGGUUGUUCGGGGGCUCUGUCCACGGCGGCGUAGCCCCAGCCAAGGCAGGGAUGUUCCCCGGCUACGGGCUCCCGGAGCCCGAGCGCGGUGGCGGAGCGGAGGCCCCCACCGGCGAGCCCCAAGCGGGCAGCGAGCCCGAGCCCGAGCAUGCUGUGAGCUUCUCGCAGGCGCUGGUGGAGUUUGCCAGCAGCGGGACCCUCUUCUCCAGCCUCUCCGAAAGUCUGGGGAGCUCUGCCUCCGGCUCUUCCUUCACCCAGAACCUCCCUGCCCUCCCCACCAUGGUCACCUUCGACGUCGUCGAUGUGGAGCAGGAAGGAGAAGGGGAGUGCGAGCGGCAUCCCGAGAUGAACGCCGGCGAGGACAUUGCCGAGGCCUUUGAUGAUGGCUACGGGCGGAAAGAGUCGUUGGCCGAAUGUGACGAGAGAAUGUCCCCGGGGUACUCCCCGGGCUCCUUCCAGAGCUGCAACUGGGGUGUUGCCAGCCUGCCCCGCCACCUCCGCCUCCACGGGCUGAGCCCCUCCAUGCCAGCACCGCUCUCCAUCGCCCGGAGGAGUCGGUCCCUUGACACGGAGAGCCUGGAGUUCGAGCUGGCCGACUCGCCGCUCACCAAGAGUGGCCCUCAGCCGGGCCAGCUCCGCUCGAAGCGGGAGGGCGGCAAAAAGGACUCGAGGAGGAGCAGGAGCAAGGAGGAAGGCGAGCUGGUGGCGCCCGAUGGCGGGUUGAGCUGGCUGGGCUUGCAGCGCCUCCAGCACGGCACCGACGCGGCUGCCGGGGGGGCGAAGCACUGGGGUUUCCCUCCGGCCGCCGCGAUGGAGAGUGCCUGGGAGCUGUCGGAGCAGCCGGGCACCGUGUCCCCUUUCCUUUCUCUUUCCCGGAACGUCGCCGGAGAGACCCCGGACAGGCGGCCCCAAGAGCCGGAGCUGAACACUCACCCGCUCCGACCCUCCAAUUUACCGCUGCAGACCGAGGCGAGGCGGCCCCGCGAGGCGCCCGGUGCCUACAGGUACCAGGGAGAAGUCGCCGCCAAAAAGCUGACCCGCUUGUUACCCGCGGGAGAAACGGAGCCCGAGCUGCCCCCCAGCUUUAGUUUCUCUCGCUCCCCGGAGAAACGCGCCAAGUGCAAACCCGUGGGCGUCGCCCAGGGCGUGCCUCAGCAGCCCAGCGGCAGCCCCGACGCCCCAAAAAGCCUGGAGUGCUGCGGAGAACCCCUGAAAAACAGAGCCCCCCCCGGCCACGCGCUGCCGGCCGGCUGCCGGGGCGCUGCCCUGAGCGUCGCCGAAGCCGAAUAACCGCGCCGGCACCGGGGGGGGGGGAUAAGGCAGGAGAAGGGUUGCGAAGGGCGGGGGAGGGAGAAAAUAAAACUUAACGAGCGGUUUGUGAGUGACCUGAGUUUAGACCUGGGCUGGUAAGGAUGAGCUCCUCUCCCGCGGCCGGGGCGCGCGGCCUCGCUGCUGCGGAGGCUCUGCCGGGGUUCGGAGGCGCUUUGGUGUUUUCCAGGGUGAGCCGCCACGCUCUCGGAACGCCAAGUGCAGUAGCAACUCCCCCCCCCCCCCCCCCGGCAGGUUUGGGUUUGGUUUUUUUCUGCAGGAUUGGAGCUGGGGGGGGGGAGCAAGC